Molecule: messenger RNA, 957 nt
Organism: Adineta ricciae
Lineage: Eukaryota; Metazoa; Rotifera; Eurotatoria; Adinetida; Adinetidae
Source: the annotation of a GenBank genome assembly
AUGUUUAAUUUAAAUUUUUCGGCUAAAAUUAAAGAGGCAGAAGAGCAUGUCAAAGAAGGUGAAAAACAUCUGAAGACAUCGUUUUUGAAAUGGAAACCUGAUUUGGAUUCUGCCAUUGACGAAUUCGAUAAAGCCUGCACAUGUUAUCGCGUCGCAGAAAAGUACGAACAGUGUCGAGACCUAUCGAUUCGAUUAGCUGAACUACAAUGUCAAAAAGGAACUCCAUUUUUUGCUGCAAAGUCGUUUGAACAAGCGGCCCAGAUGACUCAACAGUUACAAGAUUUACCAGCCGCUGUGAAAUACUUUGACCGGGCAGGACAGUUGUAUACGGAAGGAGGUUAUCGUGAUUCGGCUGCAAUACUGUAUGAACGCUGUGCACCGCAGUUUCAGCAACUCGAUCGUGCUAUUUCCAUAGAUUUCUAUUUGAAAGCGGCACGUUUAGCAGAGCAAGAAGAAAAGACCUUCCAAGCGGCUGACUUGUACGAAAAAGCUGCUAUGCAAGCUGUUCGAACUGGUAAUUUCAAACAAACAGCACAAUUACUGGAAACAGUGACGAAUGUUCUGUCCAAAAUGGAUCGAUUCGAUCGUAUUAAUCGCGUUGUACUCUACAGAAUAUUACUGAAAUUAUUCGAUGAUGACAGUGUCGCUGCUCGGAAUAUUUUCGAUCAAGCUUGUCAAACUUAUCCAUCGUUCGAUCAAUGGGAAGAACGUGAUCAUAUUGAAUUAUUACUUGAAGCAUUCGACCAAGAAGAUAAAGACUUAAUUAGUCAACGCUGUCAAAAACCUUAUUUUAUGUCGAUCGAACCAGAAUUCGUUCGUUUGAUUAAACGAUGGAUACGACCGACAACUAAUAACCCUGAUCAACAACGUACUACUACUACGAUGACUGCAGCUCCGACAUCUACAAGUGCAACUAAACCAAUUCAGCUGGACGAUGACGAAGAUGAUUUACGUUAA